Molecule: messenger RNA, 370 nt
Organism: Amoebophrya sp. A25
Lineage: Eukaryota; Dinophyceae; Syndiniales; Amoebophryaceae
Source: the annotation of a GenBank genome assembly
CAGCUGAUCUUUUUUCUGUCCAUGAACUCGGUAUUCGUCUCUUUGUAUCUGUUCUGACAUAUCGGGAACAGACUCAUAUCUCAGAUAAAGUUCUACCCCCCUUAUUUAAAAUAUCUGACUCAUGUUCACAUGUAUGCUUGCCUGCUAAAAACGAACAUGACGAUAAGAACAUGGACGUUCUUACCUCCGACAAGGUUAAGGCUAUCUAGUUUGACUGCGAAUGAUCUUCAGUUGUGGUAGUAGUGAGCCGGCACCCCUGCUGUACUACCACAUCUUCCUCUGUAGAUCAUUGCGAGCACCUUCUUUCUUUCUUUUCUUUCGACAAGAAGGACCUCAGGGGCAGAAGCAGUCCCUAAUAUGCGCAUAUUAG